Messenger RNA from Salvelinus fontinalis (brook trout), 3949 nucleotides. RefSeq names its product early growth response protein 2b-like. The transcript has a single exon. Gene Ontology annotation, molecular function: RNA polymerase II cis-regulatory region sequence-specific DNA binding; DNA-binding transcription factor activity, RNA polymerase II-specific. The record is from RefSeq and is a predicted model, not a curated record. Lineage: Eukaryota; Metazoa; Chordata; Actinopteri; Salmoniformes; Salmonidae. The coding region runs from base 197 to 922 and encodes 241 amino acids. Gene Ontology annotation, biological process: regulation of transcription by RNA polymerase II.
GAGUGAAGGGACAAUUUCGAGUUGUCUUUCCAGAGCAACUUUACGCAGCCCCCGCGCACUCAGCUUGUUCCAUACAAGGACACCGGAAUCCCAGGGGCUUCAUUAAGUAGUUAGUGAUUUAACGACAGCAGCUUCCUCCCCGGUGUCUGCCUCGCCUGAACCACAGAACCUUUACGCAUGAACCGUGAGCUGCACCAUGGCGCAGAGUCAACACGAUAUAAACCACAUGUAUGCUCCAUCAUCUUACUCUUGUAGCAGGGAGAUGUACCAGGACCAAUCAACCUACCUGUCAACCUCGACCUGCCCCAUGUCCUACCCACAGCCGUCCCACUCCUACACGUCACCAAAGUCGACAGUGGACAGUGCGCUCUUAACCAUCAUGCCUGACUACAGCGGGUUCUACCAGCCAAAUUGCCAACGAGACAUCCAGGCUUUUCCUGACAGGAAAGGGUUACCAUAUUCACUGGACUCGCUGAGGCUUCCACCACCUCUGACACCUCUGAACACAAUAAGGAAUUUUACACUUGUGGGACCUGCGACAGAGGGCCCUUGUCAACCAAAUCCCUACAACACUCCAAAUUUACCCCUGAGGCCAAUACCGAGGCCGAGAAAGUAUCCAAACCGCUCGAGCAAAACGCCUGUACAUGAGCGACCAUACCCUUGCCCGGCAGAGAGCUGCGACAGGAGGUUCUCUCGUUCGGACGAGCUGAGCAGACACAUCAGAAUCCACACAGGGCACAAACCCUUCCCAUGUCGGGUCUGCAUGCGCAGUUUCAGUCGCAGCGACCACCUCACUACGCACAUCCGCACACACACUGGAGAAAAACCAUUUUCUUGUGACCACUGUGGAAGAAAGUUCGCCAGGAGUGAUGAAAGAAGGAGACACACGAAAAUCCACUUAAGACAGAAAGAGAAAAAGUAAUCAUAAUCACCCCGGCAGAAUUGGUUUGAACAUUUAGCCACAAUGUUUCCAUGCAGUCCAAAAAUAAUUUUAUAACAUCCAAAUCACAUUCACACUGAAUUUAGCAGACAUAGUUAACUAGGACGACUACUGAAUGUGGAUAUAAGGUGCUGAAUGAAUAACAUCAUAAAUGGACAGGGCUAUCACAUGUAUAUUAUUGAAGUUAGGCAUAGACCCAGUUAGUCAUAACUGUAAAUGUGCACAAACACUAGUGCUCAAGAUAUAAAGUGUUUCAAUAGAGCAGGUUAGAAAACAGUCACAGACAUGCUGAAUAGCAGGCAAGGAGUAAAAUUAAACGCCGAUACUAAAGGGUAUCAGCCGGCAAGUAGCUUCUCUUUUGCCAGUGUUUAAAGAACAACUGAAAAAAAGAUGAUACCACAAUAGAUGGGUGUAACAGGUGUGUGAUGGGUGUAACAGUAUAACUUUAGUACGUCCCCUCGCCCCGACCUCGGGCGCGAACCAGGGACCCUCUGCACACAUCAACAACUGACACCCACGAAUCGUCGUUACCCAUCGCUCCACAAAAGCCGCGGCCCUUGCAGAGCAAGGGGCAACACUACUUCUAGGUUUCAGAGCAAGUGACGUAACUGAUUGAAAUGCUAGUAGCGCGUACCCGCUAACUAGCUAGCCAUUUCACAUCUGUUACAUGGGCAUCCCUGCAUUUUAGCUGGAAAGGAGUGCAAUGAGCAAUAUCACAGAGCCUAGAGGUCUGUUCUGUUCUGCUGAAUAUCAUCCCAGUUCUGAGAGUGGGGGCUUGACUCCCAUGUGUGCAAAAACUGGAAGCUUUGUACAGUGUCUGUCAAGAGAGACAAUUAACUGAAUUAAUUAACCUGCUGUUUGAUAACUUUUUUAAAUCUCCUGUUACUUGUUGGAUAAAGAUGACAGAGUAACAAACAAUUGAUGCCACUUAGCCUCUCAGCUGUAAAAUCAUUACAGAAGGAAACAAAGUAGAACAAUGUUGAUACUUUCAUUGUAUGUGUUUCUUACACACUGAGUAUUGAUAUUUAACUGACUUGAUGCUUCUUACAAUAAUGUGUUGUAGAAUAUGUAUUUUUGUCUUAUUUUGGUUCUUUGAAAGUAGGCUAUAGGCUAUUGAAUAUAAACUCAGCAAAAAACAACAACAUCCUUUCACUGUCAAAUGCGUUUAUUUUCAGCAAACUUAACAUGUGUAAAUAUUUGUAUGAAUAUAAACAAGAUUCAAAAACUGAGACAUAAACUGAACAAGUUCCACAGACAUGUGACUAACAGAAAUGGAAAAAUGUGUCCCUGAACAAAGGGGGGGUCACAAAGGGGGGGUCACAAAGGGGGGAUAACAGUCAGUAUCUGGUGUGGCCACCAGCUGCAUUAAGUACUGCAGGGCAUCUCCUCAUGGACUGCACCAGAUUUGCCAGUUCUUGCUGUGAGAUGUUACCCCGCUCCUCCACCAAGGCGCCUGCAAGUUCCCGGACAUUUCUGGGGGGCCCUAGCACUCACCCUUCGAUCCAACAGGUCCAAGACGUGCUCAAUGAGAUUGAGAUCCGGGCUCUUCGCUGGCCAUGGCAGAACACUGACAUUCCUGUCUUGCAGGAAAUCACGCACAGAAUGAGCAGUAUGGCUGGUGGCAUUGUCAUGCUGGAGGGUCAUGUCAGGAUGAGCCUGCAGGAAGGGUACCACAUGAGGGAGGAGGAUGUCAUUGCAGCGUUGAGAUAGCUCGUUGUCAUUGCAGGCAGUCCGAUGAUGCUGUGACACACUGCCCCAGACCAUGACGGACGCUCCACCUCCAAAUCGAUCCCGCUCCAGACUACGCUCAUUCCUUCAACGAUAAACGCGAAUCUGACCAUCACCCCUGGUGAGACAAAACCGCGACUCGUCAAAUAGCACUUUUUGCCAGUCCUGUCUGGUCCAGCGACGGUGGGUUUGUUCCCAUAGGUGACGUUGUUGCCGGUGAUGUCUGGUGAGGACCUGCCUUACAACAGGCCUACAAGCCCUUAGUCCAGCCUCUCUCAGCCUAUUGCGGACAGUCUGAGCACUGAUGGAGGGAUUGUGCGUUCCUGGUGUAACUCGGGCAGUUGUUGUUGCCAUCCUGUACCUGUCCCGCAGGUGUGAUGUUCGGAUGUACCAAUCCAGUGCAGGUGUUGUUACACGUGGUCUGCCACUGCGAGGACGAUCAGCUGUCCGUCCUGUCUCCCUGUAGCGCUAUCUUAGGCGUCUCACAGUACGGACAUUGCAAUUUAUUGCCCUGGCCACAUCUGCAGUCCUCAUGCCUCCUUGCAGCAUGCCUAAGGCACGUUAACACGGAUGAGCAGGGAUCCUGGGCAUCUUUCUAUUGGUGUUUUUCCGAACCAGUAGAAAGGUCUUUUUAGUGUCCUAAGUUUUCAUAAAUGUGACCUUAAUGGCCUACCGUAUGUAAGCUGUUAGUGUCUUAAUGACCAUUCCACAGGUGCAUGUUCAUUAAUUGUUUAUGGUUCAUUGAACAAGCAUGGGAAACAGUGUUAAACCCUUUACAUGAAGAUCUGUGAAGUUAUUUCGAUUUUAAGAAUUAUCUUUGAAAGACAGGGUCCUGAAAUAGGGACGUUUCUUUUUUUGUUUAGGUCAAGGGAGUUUAGGUCAAGGGAGCCCUAUGCUGUAUACAGUAUUCUACUAGUCACAUUGUCCUUCUCAGGUAAUACUCAGUAUGUCCACAAGAGGCCCCUAAGCCGCAAGCAAUGAACUCAAUAGCGCUCUGCCAAAUAUGAGCUAAAUUCCAAAUUGAUGAAGCAAGCAAAGUUAUUAUGGAGAUUAAGUUUAAUUUGUGAAGCUCGAUUAACUAAGCAAUGUUUAAGAUAAUUAUUCAGUAACCCAUGACCCAUGGGACUAUCUCAAAGAAUGUAGUUUGAUCCAAUCAAAACAUACCUAUAGUAAAUGAUGACUUUUGUCAUUUGUAAAGUCUGAUUCUAUCAGGCUGUAAUACACAAUUGGUAUAUACCACCUGAAAGUAAUGCCUUCAAAAUCAUGUAAAUGUUCCAUACA